AUGGGAGGAAUAUGUUAGAAGUAAAUAAGCAUUGAAGAAUAUUAAAACAAUAAAUCGAAACAACCUAAAAUCUAUAUAAAAGGACCACCUAAAAUUCAAAAGCUUAUUCCAAUAAAAAACUUAUACUUUCAAGGUGAUGAAAUUACUAUAGAGAAAGAAUAAUAUAUCUCAUUAUCAAAACUUAUAUCUAAAGAAAAGGAAUAAGCUAUUACAGAAUAAAAAUUAGCUGUAAAGGAUGUUAAAAUUUCUUUAGAAGAAGAGAUUCUCUAUCGUUAAGAGAGUGAUUAAUAAGAGCAGUAAAACAACUCAAAGUAAGAAGUAAAUAGUCAAAAAAAUUAAGUAAAGGGUUCAUAAAAUGAUAUAACUAAACAUAAAUCGAUUCUGAAAAAUAAAAUUAACAAUGGAUCCAACCCUUAAAGUCCAAAAAAUUAAUUAAAAGAUUCUUAAACUUUUGGCUCAUAAAGAUCUAUAAAAAAGGUAACUUUCGAUAAAAAGCAGAAAGUAGCUUACAGUAGUUUUAGAAAGAUAAAACUUGAUUAAUGA
Molecule: messenger RNA, 543 nt
Organism: Paramecium sonneborni
Lineage: Eukaryota; Ciliophora; Oligohymenophorea; Peniculida; Parameciidae
Source: the annotation of a GenBank genome assembly